Molecule: messenger RNA, 393 nt
Organism: Podospora pseudocomata
Lineage: Eukaryota; Fungi; Ascomycota; Sordariomycetes; Sordariales; Podosporaceae
Exons: 1
Coding region: 1-393 (130 amino acids)
Biological process (GO): mitochondrial respiratory chain complex IV assembly
Cellular component (GO): mitochondrial matrix
Source: RefSeq, a predicted model, not a curated record
AUGCCACCCCCCCACCUCCACCCCCGCUCCCGCUCAACAUCAACCCUCUUCGCAACCACCCUCCUCGCCUCCUUCCUCGUCGUCGCCCUCCCCCACAUCCUCCCCUGUCCAGCACCCCGAAGAACCCUCGCCGACGGGGAGCUCGAUCCCAACGCCACCAAGAGAAGAAAAAAACAAAUCGUGGGGGAGGACGGGGUGGCUAGAUUCAACAAUGCAAUCGCCACCACGCCAGAGGAGCUCCAAAAGCUAAGAAUGGAGAGGCAGAGGGAACGAAAGGCGGAGAGGGAGUGUCCGGUUCCGAAACCGGGGGGGAUAUUGGGGGAGUGGUUGGGGUUUCACAAGGAGGAGGAGAAGACAGUCGAGAAGGCUGAACCGAGGAGGGAGGGGAGGUGA